AUGUCUCUUAUCAUUCGUCGUUUCAUCAGCUACAUUGGCAAAGUCAAAUUAAGCAAUUUCAAAAACUCGACGCAUAGGACUCUUGUUACUGCCACGAACAGGAGGCACGAGAUCCUCGCAUCAAGCAAGCCUCUAUCCAAGGAACGGAACUUCACAAAUCGCACGAUGAUCCAGCGGGCCCGUUGCAUGUUAUCUCUAUCAAGUUUUCCGAUGAAAACGGAAAGAGGGUAG
Messenger RNA from Histoplasma mississippiense, 231 nucleotides. RefSeq lists its product with no specific name. Bases 1 to 231 code for a protein of 76 amino acids. The transcript is spliced from 2 exons. Lineage: Eukaryota; Fungi; Ascomycota; Eurotiomycetes; Onygenales; Ajellomycetaceae. The record is from RefSeq and is a predicted model, not a curated record.